AGGUGGUUAGAUGUAGGCAUAGGCCACCUGACCAGCGCCCCAUGCUGGGUGAUCUACCUACGGGUUCUCCAGGACGCGGUGUGGCCUGAUGGUGAACUGCCUGCGGUGCCACGUCCCGAGAGGAGCCCAGAGCAGAGAGAGAAGACCAGACUCCAGUGCCUGCAGUGCCUCAUGCAGCUGUUCCCAGAGUUAAUUACAGACAUGCUGGGCUCUGAGAAAUGCAGGCUGGUGUGGGAGCAUGUGCUGGAGUCUCUACAGGACCAAAGUAUAAACAGGCAUUUGGUCUACUGUAUCUUUGACCUGCUUCUGGAGUUCCUCGUUCCGGAAUUUUCAGAUGAGUUGUUCCAGAGGUUUUUACUUCAGAGUCUCCCUGGGGAUGUCGAGAGAAAACCAUCAUCUGCCUGAGGACACAGUGUUUCUUUCCUCCCUGUUUCUGAAUGCAGUGUUUUUCGGAUGAGCA
This is a messenger RNA of Danio rerio (zebrafish), 460 nucleotides long. RefSeq names its product sorting nexin 19a (gene snx19a). Gene Ontology annotation, molecular function: phosphatidylinositol binding. The record is from RefSeq and is marked provisional. Lineage: Eukaryota; Metazoa; Chordata; Actinopteri; Cypriniformes; Danionidae.